This is a messenger RNA of Loxodonta africana (African savanna elephant), 1267 nucleotides long. RefSeq names its product keratin-associated protein 10-12-like. NCBI's taxonomy places the organism in Eukaryota, Metazoa, Chordata, Mammalia, Proboscidea, Elephantidae. The transcript has a single exon. The coding region runs from base 341 to 1168 and encodes 275 amino acids. The record is from RefSeq and is a predicted model, not a curated record. Gene Ontology annotation, cellular component: keratin filament.
CAUUCUCACCCUCCUGACACCCACUGCCCUCAUGGGCCCCAUGGACCCAGGCUGGGAUCAUAGCCCCGACUCCUACUCCUGUGGGACCACAGAUUGCUAUGGGACACUGAGGCCCAGGCCACCCAUGAAGAUUUACAGGCUGGACAACACCAUGGCAAACAAACAUCCCUAAUGAGGUCUUGGAACUGGCUGGGACACCAACCAGGAAGGGGAAGGGCAUCAUGGAGCCUCUGGUGGGACAACACACAACACGGAGGAAUAUAAAAGUCCCGGCAGCUCAGAGAACCUCACUCACUCACUCACUCACUCACUCCUCCUCCCACAACCUCCCCCCACCACCAUGGCUGCUUCCACCACGUCUGUCUGCUCUAGCGGCCUGAGCUAUGGCAGUGGCGUCUGCCUGCCUGGUUCCUGUGAGUCUUGCACUGGCCCCUCCUGGGAGGUGGAUGACUACCCCGAGAGCUGCUGUGAGCCCCCCUGCUGCACCUCCACCUGCUGCCAGUCCACAUGCUGUGCCCCCACCUGCUGUGCCCCAGCCACCUGCCUGACCCUCGUCUGCACUCCUGUGGGCUCUGUGUCCAGCCCCUGCAGCCAGGCAGCCUGUGGGUCCAGUCCCUGCCAAUCAGUCUGCACUAGCUCCUGUGAAUCCUCCUGCUGCCAACAGUCUAGCUGCCAGCCUGCAUGCUGCAUACCCUCCCCCUGCCAGCAGGCCUGCUGCAUGUCUGUCUGCAGAAAGCCCAUCUGCUGUGUGCCUGUCUGCUGCAAGCCUGUCUGCUCCAAGCCAGGCUGCUAUGCGACCUCCCCCUGCCCGAUUCCCUCCUGCUGCCAGCAGUCUAGCUGCCAGCCUGCAUGCUGCACACCCUCCCCCUGCCAGCAGGCCUGCUGCGUGCCUGCCUGCUGCAAGCCCGUCUGCUGUGUGCCCGUGUGCUGUGAGGCCAUCCCCUGCCCAGCCUCCGCAUACUGCCAGCCCUCUCCCUGCGCCUCCUCCUGCUGCAGACCCUCCUCCAGUGUGUCCCUCAUCUGCCACCGCUUGUGGAAGCCAGCCUGCCAUGUGCCUACCUCCUCCUAUUGUGCCCCCACCUCCUCCUGUGUGUCCCUGCUCUGCCACCCUGAGUGCCCCCGCCCAGCCUGCUGUGGACCCUCAUCUGGCCAGAAGUUCUCCUGCUAACCAGACACUCUCCCCAGGGCCAGCUGGACUCCAGGCCCCACUGUGGCUAUGCUCCUCACAUCCACUCAGUCCUCAUCCUGAUCUUGCUAGACAGCUGCC